AGAAAUUAGGUUGUGGUAUUUUUUCUAAAUUUUUAUUUCAGUUUUUAUAUAGACUAGUUUCCAUGUUUAAUUGGUUACCAUUAAAAUGUUUUGAUUUUUCGAGUCAUGUUAGGAAUCAUGAAAUUUCAGUUUUUGAAGAAUUAAUCUUUUGGGUGCGAACCAUGGCUGUCGUGGAUGCCAUUCCCCUCCCUGUCAAUCUCUGAAAUCUUCUCUUCUUCUCUUCUCUGAUUUUUUUCCUUCCCUCUUUUCUUCCCUGCUUGUUGCUGCCGAUGUGCUAUCCUGUUUCUAGCGACUCCUGCAACUUACAGAUCUGAACCGAGUGAUACCUGCAACCGAAUCUGAAUUGAUCUCUACAGCCCUUGCCAGUUCUUAUUGAGAUCUGGAGCUAAGGUUAUAUGCUUAAGGUCGAUUUCUCCGUCUGAUUCUCAGCUCGAAAUACACACAGGAUUGUACGAUCAAACUCAGGAAUUGUUGCUGCCUUCACUCGUCCGCCAGGAUCAGUUGACAUGGAUGUUAAAGUUUUCUUUUGUCAACGAAUUCGAUAUGUAAGACACUUCAAAAGGAUCUUUGAGUUGCUCAAACUGAAAACAGAGGUUCUGCGUGAUAUUAAAGAUGCUCUGAAUGAAGAGAUAAACAGAGAGCUACUGCAUGGAAAGGUGCUGUCAACUGAAUGUAGGAAAUGGCUGGAGAAGAUUGAAGAGAUCGAACAUCAAAUACAUACUAUAAUGGAUGCAGUAGAAAUAUUUCAAAAACACAGAAAUCUCAAGAUCUUUUGCCCUGAUAUAUCUUUGCACAUGAAGGUAGGUGAGAAAAUGGAUAACAUUAUCAAAGAGAUUGCCUUCAUGGAGACUAGGAAGCAUUCUCAGCUAGGAUCUGUUGCUGAUGCUCCAUCAUAUGUGGGUGAACCAAUAAGUAUGCAAGGAUUUAAACCUGUGAUUUCUGAGGAAGUUGGGACAACUAACCAGAUGAGCAUAGGAACAAGCUAUGAUGUUGGAAAAGUUAAACCUGUGGUAAUAACCGAAACAGCAACUGCAUGGAGAAUGAAAUCAAGGAAAUCACAGCUUCAACAUGGAGAAGUAGGGACACGUAGAAAGCAAAGGGCAGAGAAAACAAAGCGAAAGAAAGAUGAGAUAUUAUCUGCACCAGAUAAAGAAAGUGAGAUAACACAUUCCCGAACAUCUGCAGCUAAGAAGAUGCUAAUUCCUGAAAUUGGAAGUACAAUGAUGUCCGAGCAAAGAAUUGAAGCAGGGAUGAAUCCUGCUACAGAAACCGAAAGUAAGAUGAAAGCUGCAGUAAAAGGUGACGAGGCAAACCCUGAGACAUUACCAAUCUCUAUAACUGAAGACUUUUGGUGGCCAGCAGUGGUACCUGAAAAAGUACCCUUGCCAAGAUCAAAAGGUAAGUCGUUUUCUGUACCUGAAAUAGAGGUCGAGAUGAUUCAUUCCGAGCCUGAGGAAUACACUGAGUUCACACAAUCACCAUCACCAUCAGCAUCACCUUUUUAUAGAACUGGACUAGAAGGAAAAAUGAUGCCUGUGCCUUCUGUGGUACCUGAGAAGAUACCUUCACCAAGAUUGGAAGGCAACUUGUUGUUUGUACCUGAAAUAGAGGUUGAGACGAUUCAUUCCGAGCUUAAAGAAGACACACAGUCCACACCAGCACCAUCUUCUAGAACUGGAAUAGAAGGAAUAAUGAUGUGUGUGCCUGAGAAGGCUAAGCCAAUUAAAGCAGGAGUAGAAGAUAAGGUGACACCUGCAGUAACAGAACAUGAGGUUGUACAUGAAACUAUACCAAUUUCUAUACCAAUUUCAGGCACUGAAAUUGAAUCCCUGCCAGACAGUGCACCUCCACCCAGUACAGUGGCUGGGCUAAAACCUGAGAAUAUUCUUGUGCCAAGAACAGUGGGUAAGAUGUUACCUAAGGGUGAAAUAAGAACCAGGGCGAUUCCUACUGAGCAUAAUGAAGCUGUGAUGGUAAGAGUACCAGGAACAAAAGUUAAGAGAUCAUUUGAUUACACCCUACAGAAGAUUUUGAAAGACAUUAAAGAUGUAACAUCCCGAAAGAUUGGUAUCCAUGGAAAAGGUGGGAUUGGGAAAACUACUGUACUGAAAGCCUUGAAUGAUCAAACAAAGAUGAAAAGCAUUUUUGAUGUUGUCAUUUGGGUGACUGUCUCUAAAGGUUGGAGCCUGAAUAAGAUACAAAAUGACAUUUUACAGCAGUUAUCAUCAUAUCUGCCUAAUGACAUAUCCGAAUAUGGCAACACAUCAAGAUUAUUCCAGCUGCUGAAAGGCAGGAAGUUCUUAUUGCUUCUUGAUGAUGUGUGGGAAUGGGUUGAUUUGGAUAAAGUGGGAAUACCAGAUCCCAACACACAGAAUAAUGCCAAAGUAGUACUGACAACAAGAUCCAUUGAUAUUUGUCAAACCAUGGGAGCAGAUAGGAUAAUUGAAGUGGAAGCUAUGUUACCAGAGGAAUCUUGGGAACUGUUCCAUGAGAAGGUGGGUGAGAUCAUUGAUUCUCCAAAUAUCCAACCGUUUGCCAGGACUAUAAUUGAAGUCUCUGGUGGUUUUCCUCUGAUGAUCAUUCUAUAUGGAAAGGCUUUGAGGAAGGAAAGUGAUGUUCUGGUCUGGAGGCAUGCUUUAAGGGCAUUGUUAUCAGUUCCUAUGUCUGAUCUAGAGGGUGACGAAUAUGUGGUUCAGCAAUUUAAAUUUUGUUAUGACCAAUUAAAGGAUGUUAAUGUAAAGAGUUGCUUCCUGUCAUGUGCAAUGUAUCCUGAAGACCAUGAGAUAGACAUUGCUAAAUUGAUGGAGUACUGGUUUGCUGAAGGUUUUAUUAUUGGGAGUUGGGCAGACACACAAAUAAAGGGACAUAAUAUACUGAAAGUUCUUCUAGAUGCCUCUUUGUUGGAGAGUGUUGGUGGUGGUUCUGUGAAGAUGCAUGAUGUGAUUCGUGAUUUAGCAUUAGGUAUCAUGUCUCUUGAGGGAGAUGACUGUCGAGUUUUGGCGAGAGUUGAUACAAGAUUAACACAGCUGCAAGAAGGGGAGAAGCAGGAACAAUCCCAGAUGGAUGAUUCAGUGUCCAGACUACUCGAGGACCGAGGGAGGAUUGUAUCUCCAUCAUGGAAAGGUCACCGGUUCUUGUCAAGGGCUGGUCUGGGACAAAAACUGCCACCAGAGGAGGAGGAAUGGGAACAAGCAGAACGGAUCUUCUUGAUGGAUAAUGAAUUAACUUCACUGCCUCAGUGUCCAAAUUGUCCUAACCUUCUAACCUUACUGCUCCAGAGAAAUGAACGUUUGCGAAUGAUACCUGAGUCAUUCUUUGACUUUAUGCCUUCCCUCCAAGUUCUCAACCUGUCUAAAACAAGAAUCAAGUAUUUGCCAUCCUCAAUUUCAAAAGUUGUUAACCUUCGUGAACUUAUUCUGCGUCAUUGUCAACGAUUAGAUGGAUUUCCAUCUGAAUUAGGAAAACUUCAACGUCUCCAGGUACUUGAUCUCCAUGGUGCUGAUGUUGACAACCUGCCUGCUAUGAUUGGGGAAUUGACUUGCCUUAGACUGUUAGAUGUGUCCUUCUAUGGAUAUGUUGGCCAUGAAAACUAUGGUAUGAUGCCACCAGAAAUGAUUCCUCAUGGGACUAUAAAAAAGCUCUUUCAAUUGAAAGAUCUAAGAAUUGUAGUCGACCCAGAGGAUCAGCGUUGGAAUGAGAGUGUAGGGACCCUAACAUUUGAGGAGGUGGCCACAUUGAAAGAUUUAACUACACUUUGUUACUACUUUCCAGAAGUGGAGCUUGUUGAGAUGUUUAUCAAAGUAAGCCCUUCAUGGAAAGAUCAGAGGUUGAGAAAGUUUACAUUUACUGUUGGCCAUCUUGUGAAGAGCUUUGUAUCUCGUGUUGCAGUUGAUGUUGAGAUGGAAUAUGAACAACAGGGUCAAUGCCUGAGAUUUGUGAAUGGUCUGUUAAUUCCUGAUGCAAUUGUGGAAAUACUUGCACAUACUCGUGCUUUUUACUUGGAUCAUCACUGUACUGUUCAUAGCCUAUCAGAGUUUGGGGUUAGAAACAUGAGUCAGUUGAGGUUUUGCAUUGUAAGUGAAUGUCCCAAAAUUCAAACGAUCGUGGAAGGAAUGCUGGUCAGUGCAUUACCAUUGCUAGAGCACUUGAGUAUUCACCAUCUAUUGAGUUUGAGGAGCAUAUGGGAGGGACCUAUGGCAUUGGGAAGUCUUGCUAGGUUAAAAUAUUUGGCAUUGCAUACAUGUCCUAAAUUGAGGUACAUCUUUUCUACGGUAAUGCUUCAGUGUCUCUCUAACUUAGAAGAGUUGGUAGUGGAAGAUUGCCCUGGAAUCGAAGAGGUAAUUGAAGGGAUGACAGUUGAAUAUGAUGUUCUUCCUAGAUUGAAGAGGUUAUCACUUCACUACCUUCCUGAACUGGUUGGCAUUUGGAAAGGCGCUUGGUGCUCCUUAGAACAGACCAGCUUUUAUAAUUGUCCGAAGCUAAAGAAUCUGUCCAUGGGCUUUCAGUUUCCCAAAGCUAUAAAAGAAAUUAAAGGAGAAAGGGAUUGGUGGAACGAGCUAGAGUGGGAAGAAACUGCAUUGUUUUUGAGACUUCAAUCCUAUUUUAUGCCAAUUUCUGAGGGUGAUCUAUAGAUUUCGUAAGAAUGUAUUUUCCCUUCAUUUUUCAUUGGUGCCAGCCAAAGCUUUAAGCAUGAAGGUGUCAUAAAUCAGAAGAUGUUCUCUUUUUCUUUGAAAUGUAUCAUUUACCCUCUGUUUCCUUAAAAUAGUUAUUCGGAAUACUUCUUCAAUGUGAAAAACAUAGAAUAAAAAUGCCAUCAAAUGUAUUCUCCAAUUUUUCUCUAUUACUUUGCACUAUGUGGAACUGCAAAUUUCAAUUUAGUAGCCCUGUAUCUGAUUCUGACCUUGUACCUUUUGGCUCUCUUAUUCUGUUUACAUUUUGGUUUAGUUGAUAUAUCA
Messenger RNA from Macadamia integrifolia, 4955 nucleotides. Its product is annotated as disease resistance protein At4g27190-like. The record is from RefSeq and is a predicted model, not a curated record. The transcript is spliced from 2 exons. Lineage: Eukaryota; Viridiplantae; Streptophyta; Magnoliopsida; Proteales; Proteaceae. Gene Ontology annotation, molecular function: ADP binding; ATP hydrolysis activity; protein binding. The coding region runs from base 507 to 4631 and encodes 1374 amino acids.